This is a messenger RNA of Ostrinia furnacalis (Asian corn borer), 5129 nucleotides long. RefSeq lists its product as uncharacterized. Bases 361 to 4185 code for a protein of 1274 amino acids. Lineage: Eukaryota; Metazoa; Arthropoda; Insecta; Lepidoptera; Crambidae. Gene Ontology annotation, cellular component: membrane. The transcript has 11 exons. Gene Ontology annotation, molecular function: G protein-coupled receptor activity. Gene Ontology annotation, biological process: G protein-coupled receptor signaling pathway; cell surface receptor signaling pathway. The record is from RefSeq and is a predicted model, not a curated record.
AAAGUAAAUUAGUUUGUGGAAAGCGUUGCUUCUGAGCGCACGCGGCGAUUUGAAAAGUGCUAUUGGCGCGAAAACUGAUAGAUCGCGCCUGACAAACUUUUUUUUCAGGGGUGCUGGUUGUUCUUGAUGACGAACACACGGAGGUUUAAAUAAUCAAUUCGUGUUUGAAUUUAUUUCCAGUGCGCUGUGAAGUGAAUGAGUAGUUUUGUGUUGUGUAAAUAAAAAUUUCAGACCUACCAGCGGAACUUUAAUCUGUGAGAAAACGGGCGACCAAGCAAGUUUGUGCUUUAUCUCCGGGAAGCAAGGCCGGAUAACGAUGUGCGGUGACAGCGGAACGGACGACCACGCUUGACCGCGAAGAUGCGACUGCCGCGGGGGCUCCUCGCCAGCGCGGCCCUGCUUCUGGCGCUGGCCCAGCACGCCGCGGCGAAGAAACCGAAGACCCACCUAUGCCCCAUCGGAUUCGACCUCGCUUACACAACAGACAGAAAACCCGUCUGCUACCGCCUCAAAAACACCCCAGAACUAUUCACAGACAAAUUCAAAGACUGCGCCGGCAACAUAUUCACGACUGAACUGUACCACAGUCUGAACUUAACCAAAACGAAUCAUGUUAUAUGGACAGACUUCAAAUCUACUUAUCCGGGAGGACCAUUCGUGGAUUGGUCGUACACAGAUUCCACCGGAAGACCUUUUUAUAACACGUAUGAUGUGAAAUACGACGCGUCGCUGGGAAUUGACGUGGAGUUAUGCGUGGUGAUAGACCCAGUGAGUAACUUUACGGCGGUGGAAUGUAACGCGGACGAGAGGCAUUAUAGAUAUUGUUUUGUGAAGCCAUAUCCAGACAGCGAUGAGAGAAUUAGGAAAGAUUGUAAGGGGUUUGAUAACUCCACGCGGUUCUUUAGCCCGGCGUCGACGUGUUUGACGGUAGUGAGCGGUGCCGGCGGCGGCGGGCUGCGCGCGACGUUCGCUCAAGCGAAGGACAUGUGCUUCAAGAGAGGAGGCACCGUGAUCAACGGAGGCUGGAGGCUCCUGAAUAGUCCGGUUCUGAAUAUAGCGGAGUCACGCUCUAUGUACCCAUUCCCGCUGGGUUUUACUAUGACUCCUGACAAUCAAUUGCUGAGGCUUGAUUCGGAAUUUGAUACUUCUAGGGUUCCAGAAUCCGAAUGGCAUUUUGAUAGAGUUUCCGAGAGCCCAGAUGGACGUUAUGUUGCGAUCGCCAACGAGACAUGGCAACUGGUCAACAGUUCUUUCAUCUUCUACAAAGUAAUUUGCGAGAGACCGGUUAAGCUAGAGCACAUCAAGUUGGAACUUAGUGUUGAAAAGGACAACGAUUUAGUAUUAACAGUUGACAGACCCAUAAAGAAAAACGAAAUCCGCUGUUUCACGGAUUCCAUGAAGUAUUACGCUUCGCAAGUGAAAAUUGAGAAGGACGAUGAUGACUACAAGUUUCACCUAGAUCCGACGUACGACGGCUACUAUUGGUGCAUGCAGCGAGACUACAAAAACUACUUUGUGUCAGCGUCCAACAAGACAUUGUUUGUGAAGCGUCAAGAAGACACCCUUAACCUCUACGCCACCAAGAUCCGUCUCAGCAGCGACUACAACGUCAAGUAUAUAGACUCACUGCACCGAUCUUGGAAGGAGAAGAUCAAACAGUUCAUCUUUAACCGGACCCGGUACAUUGAAGAGUUCGGCGAUUCCGAGAACAUCACCGAGGGAAUGCUGCGAUCAUUCAUGGGGGAGAAAGAUGUGUGGGGAAUGUCUGAAGCGGAGGUGAUACGCGAUUCGAGAAUAAAGAGAUUACAUUUAGACUUGAGGACGGUGUUGCUUCACAUCGAGCUGGGCCCUGAGAUGAAGCCGCUGCCUCCAGGCACGAGGAUAUCCCUCGGGUAUACUGGGGAUGGCUUCAGUUAUUUGGAUGUGGUCUUCAUGAGGCCUGCGUACGUCUGCAAGGGUUUCGAGUCUCUGCCCAGCCGAAAACUUGGAGAAUCAGAGACACCUGGUUGCAGCGUGUUCACGUGUGUGGGGGACUUCAACGAGGGUGUGCAGUGGCUGGAGACGGCUCAACCAGACUGCACCCCGACGACCACAGAGCUGGUCGCCGAAUUCGCCCUUAUACCGCCGAUGCCUACCGCUAUACCCCUGCCUAAUAAGACCGAAAACCACUUGUACUUCAAGCACAGAGAGAGUAGCUCCAGUUCCAGUGAAUCCUCCGAGAUCAAGCCGCCGCCGACACCGCCAGUGGACACUGUGAACGUCACUACAACCGAACCGAACAAUUCCACUUUCCCGGAGACGACCGUGAACAUCACUAACCCGGACACAUCCUGGAGCGUCUCCACAGAACACUUAUCCACGAAUGACCCCACAGAAGUCAGCACAGUGAACACUCCAUACUCAACUACUGAGCUCUCUGAGGAAACCACUGAAUCGCCUGAGCUGCCCUCCACCACGCAGAGGCCUCCUCAAGAGCAGCUGAACGAGGUUAUUACAGAACUAGAAAAUCUUCUCCUGAAUGGUACAGUGACCCUGGAGAGUCUUGAACGGCCUUUUGACCAGGUUAACGAAAUCUUAGACGUGGAUGACGGAGAACUAGAGAUUCCCAGCGACCUACUCCAUUUGCUGGACCAGCUGGCUUCGACCGCGAUCCUGGACGGGGAAGCGCGCGCGAUCAAGGUGCGGGACAACGUGGCGCUGAUGAUGGCGGACGCCACCCCGGACAACCCCGUCAGAGGCGUCCGGGUAGUUGCCACGACAGACGCUAGAGGAACUGACGUCUUCACCAACGCAACAUUUGACUUUCUAGAAGGUGAAUUAACCAGCUCCGAGUUGCUGAGCAGUGAGUCAGAGGCGGUGGUGUACCUGCCAGAGUCCGUGACCCGCGAGGCGCGCCGCAUCAGCUUCGUGGCCUUCCGCAACGAGCGCGCCUUCCAGUCUGAGUACAGCGUCAACAGCCGCGUGUUCAGCGUCAACGUGGAGAACCUCACGCACUUCGAGCGGGGAGAGGUGAUCGACAUCCACCUGACGCCGCUGGUGGGGACGCCGGAGCGGAACCAGAGCCGCGUGUGUGCGUACUGGCAGUUCCGCGCCGACGGCUCCGGCGGCGACUGGGCGCGCGACGGCUGCCGGCUCAUCCGCGCCACGCAAGCCGGCGCCAUGGACACCUGCCGCUGCGACCACCUCACGCACUUCGCCGAGGUGCUCGUGCCGCGCACAGUGUUCUCCGAGCGCGACGAGCGCGCGCUCGAGAUCCUCUCCGUCGUCGGCUGCUGCUUCUCCAUCGCCGGCCUGCUGCUCAUCGGGCUCACCGCCGCGCUGUUCCGCUCGUGGCGCCGCGACUACAGCAACAAGAUCUGGCUGCAGCUGUGCGCGGCCAUCCUGCUCGUGUCCGCAUGCUUCCUGGCGAUCGUGUUCGUGGACUUCGAGCGCUACGACGUGCCGUGCAUGCUGGUGGGCGUGUUGUUGCACUACGGCGUGCUGGCGUCGUUCUGCUGGAUGCUGGUGGCGGCGGUGCUGUCGUACCGGCGGCUGGUGCUGGUGUUCACACGCGACGUGUCGCACAAGCUGCUGCGCGCCGCCGCCUUCGCGUGGGGAGCGCCGUGUGCCGUGGUCGGCGUGCUGCUGGCCGCCGCGCCGCGCUCCUACGCCGGCCGCCUGGAGGACGCCGAGCCGGCGCAGAGCUUCUGCUACCCCACCGGGCUCGGGCUCUACCUCGCCGUAUACGCGCCCAUCGCGCUCAUGCUCCUCACGAACUGGGUACUAUUCCUCCUGAUAGUGCGCUCCGUGUUCGCCUCCCGCAGGAUCCAGAGGCACGGCGACUCGAACGAGGCGCUCCGGUGCGCCUCGGUCAGCUGCCUCCUGGUGUUUCUGUUCGGUUUGCCGUGGAUUUUCGGUCUUUUUGCGUCCAACGUCGUGAUGGCUUACUUUUUCAAUCUGACGGCCACGUAUCAGGGGUUCGUCCUGUUCAUAUUCUUCGUUGUCGGCAAUAAGAAGACGAGAGAUCUCUGGUUGAAUAAGUUGAAGAUAAAGCAGACGAGGAAGGUUCCGGUCACGUCGUCCACUUAUACGAAUAGGAGCAUCGGGCCGGGCUGGCGCGCCGGGACGGAGGGCGCGUCGUCGAUCGAGGCUAAGACGUCGAAGCCGCGGUCACUGACGUCGCCGGACGACUCGCGCUUCUCCUGACCGCCGCCGGGAGCGAGCUGCCUUCAAGGUGGCCGCGACGUCAGCGAGCGCUUCCAAAUAGGUCGCAAGUAGGGUCAGUCAUUCCAGGUGUACAGUGCUUUAAUGUAUAAUGUAGAGACAGAUUUUAAAUGCCUUUCGUAAGACAGUGAGUUUGAGUCUAAAAUUGUUGGUUCUGUUAUACUUGAUUACAACCUAUCGAUGCUAGGUAUGUACCUACACGUAGGAAAUGUAUGUGAAGUUGUUGGGUAUUCUAGGCUGCUGAGUAUUGCGAGUGCUUUUUAUCAGAAUUUCGACAAUAUUGCGUAAGAACAUUCUAAAACACUAUCUGUCUGCUGUCUACAUUACACUUUGUCUAUGUACAGUGGUAUUAUGACGUAUCUUGCCCGAGAACGAAACUAUAUGGAGAAUAAUAUGUGCAAGGCCGUUUCUAGUCCUUUCGUCGUUUAAAAUCCAUGUUUAAAUUCCUUUGUUGUGUUCAUAUAAAAUAUAGGAUAAGUGCACCUAUUAUAGACUUUGUACGUAUAAGUAUUUAUUUAGGAUGCCAGGUAGCUAUGUUUUCCAAAGAUUAAGAAUAGUUAUAAUAGUAAACUUUACCAGUACCUUGUAGUAUUGUUUAGAUAAGAAACGUGAAGACAAAUGUUAAGUUAAUUGAAAACUAUUGUAAACAUUUGUACAGCAUUAUUUAAUAUUAAUAUAAUUAAUAUGAAAUUAUAAAGCGUAUAAAAAUAUUUGAGGACACUAAAGUGUUAUUACAAAAUUAAAAAUCUAGUCUUAAGCUGGGUUGCACCAUCUUACAUCAACUUUAACAAUCGUCAAAAAUCUAUCAAACUCUAUACAAAAAACAACGUUGUCGUCAAACUUACGGUCAAGGUAGGUGGUGCGACUCAGCCUUAAAAAUAUUAAUUCUGUUCACAGUUAUUUUUUUUUGAGAUGCAAAGGUGCCA